Spea bombifrons (plains spadefoot toad) is the source of this 7161-nucleotide messenger RNA. RefSeq names its product laminin subunit alpha-1-like. The record is from RefSeq and is a predicted model, not a curated record. Gene Ontology annotation, molecular function: signaling receptor binding. Lineage: Eukaryota; Metazoa; Chordata; Amphibia; Anura; Pelobatidae. Gene Ontology annotation, biological process: cell adhesion; regulation of cell migration; regulation of cell adhesion.
AUGGCUGCAUGUUUGUUUCCCGCUAUACUGAAUCUUGCCAGUAAUGCCGUUAUUACCACUAAUGCCACAUGUGGUGAAAUGGGACCAGAAAUGUUUUGUAAACUUGUAGAACAUGUGCCAGGGAGGCCAAUACGCAACCCUCAAUGUAGCAUCUGUGAUGAGAACAGUUCCAAUCCCAAAGAACGGCACCCGAUAACCAAUGCAAUCGAUGGCACUAAUGAUUGGUGGCAAAGUCCCAGUAUUCAGAAUGGCAGAAUAUAUCACUGGGUCACCAUAACACUGGAUUUAAGACAAAUCUUCCAAGUUGCAUACAUAAUAAUUAAAGCAGCAAAUUCCCCACGGCCAGGUAACUGGAUAUUAGAACGUUCUCAGGAUGGUGUUGAGUUCACGCCUUGGCAGUAUUAUGCAAUCAGUGACUACGAGUGCUUGAGUCGAUACAACGUGACACCAAGACUUGGGCCACCAACGUACAGAAGGGAUGAUGAAGUGAUUUGCACGUCAUUUUAUUCAAGACUUGUGCCACUGGAACAUGGAGAGCAGCCAUUCAUCACCUACUGUCUGAUAGUGAAGAGAGUUUGCGCGGUGUUUGGAGGUUUAGUAAAAUUUGAAGAAGGUAGCAGACAAAGGCUUUUCGAUAAAUCUUGCCAAUGCCAUCCUGAAAGCUCUGUUUCAGGCAUUUGUCGCCACGAGACUGGCAUAUGUGAAUGUAAACCAAAUGUGUUUGGAAAAAGAUGCGAUCAGUGCGUGCAUGGAUUCUACGGUUUGACGUCUGGCAUUGGAUGUCUCCCCUGUGAUUGUAACGAGUCAGGCUCCGUUUCAGAUGCUUGUAAUGAUGCCGGGCAGUGCACCUGCGUACCUGGAGUAGCUGGACUCAAGUGUGAUGUUUGUGCCCAUGGAUUUUAUGCAUACCAGGAUGGCGGCUGCACUCCUUGUGACUGUGCACACACCCAGAAUAACUGUGAUCCUGAGUCUGGAGAGUGCAUCUGCCCUCCUCAUACGCAUGGACCCAAGUGUGAAUUCUGUGACACCAACUACUGGGGUCAUGAUCCAGAACUUGGAUGUCUGGAAUGUAACUGCAGCAAAGAUGGGUCCAACAGCCUCCAGUGUGACCUUUCAACUGGCCAGUGCCAUUGCAGAAAGGAAUUUGGUGGACAGAGCUGCAGCGCCUGCCUGUUUGGAUAUAGGAAAUAUCCCGAGUGCGUUUCUUGUGACUGUGAUCCCGAAGGCACGCAGUCUGCAUGGUGUGAUGAUGAACGGAAGGUGUGCAGCUGCGUGGAAGAGACCGGCGAAUGUGCUUGUAAGGUAAAUAAACCCUGUUCUCUGUAUUACUCCAACACGUGUUUUAUAACAUAACUUGAUAAAAAAAAAUAUAACAUGGUAUAAUACAUUGUAUAGCUUCAAAGAAGAAUUCCAAGAUAUGAAUAUAACAUAAAAAUAUUGUUGAGCCGUAAAGGUCUAAUGUUUGCGGUUGCAUUAACAGUCAUUCUUUUUAUUUUGUCUGGCAAUGUAAACCAUGUUUUACACUUUUAUCUUCUAUUUAUCUGGCCACAGAUUUUGGCCUACGGUGGAAUGCUGUCAUAUGUCAUUACUUAUUAUGCUCUGGGAGAUUCUGGUUCCUCUGAUUUUGAGCCCCAGAUUUUAAUGAAAGGUGGGAGCGCCAGCAAACUGAUUAUAUCUAUGUACACCCCUGCUCCUGGAAACGCGGUGAGAGCAGAGAUUCAAGCCAGCAUGACAGAGAAUAACUGGAGGUAUUUUGAUUCUGAACAGACUGUAACAAGAUCAGAUUUCAUGUAUGUUUUAAACAACAUUGAUUACAUUCUAAUCAAAGCAUCUUAUGGAUAUGGAUUACAACAAAGCAGGAUCUCUAAUAUAUCAAUGGAGAUUGCGGUGGAGGCAUCAGACAUGCAUUCUGGCCGAGAAGCUGCUCAUCUCAUUGAGGUCUGCGAGUGCCCCCCUGGUUAUAGAGGACUUUCAUGUCAGGAGUGUGCACCUGGAUACUAUAGAGAGAAGCUCUCAGAAAUCAGUAUCUUAGGGUUACGUUUCCAAAACCCUCCCUGUGUCCCCUGUCAGUGCAGCAACCACAGCGAGAUCUGUGAUCCAGAUACUGGCAGAUGCAUGGACUGCCAAGAUAAUACAGCUGGUGACCACUGCCAUCUAUGUGCUCCUGGCUACUAUGGGAAAGUAACUGGGUCAAUUGCAGAUUGCUCAUUGUGUGCUUGUCCCAAGGGCAACAGCCAGAGUUUUAGCCCCACGUGCGUCCUAGAAGGUAUUAAUGAUUUCCGUUGUGAUGCCUGUCUACCUGGAUAUGAAGGGCGAUACUGUGAAAGGUGUUCUCUUGGCUACUACGGAAAUCCAAAUGAGCCUGAUGGCUUCUGCCAGAAAUGUGACUGCAACCCAAGCGGCUCAUUGAAUAAUGAAUGUGAUCGGCUAACCGGCCAGUGCAUUUGCAAAACAGGAGUAACUGGCCGUCUUUGUGAUACUUGUGAAUUAAGACACAUUCUUUUGGAAGAAGAAUGUAUAUCUUGUGAUGAUGAUUGCACUGGAACCUUACUUGAUGAUUUGGAUAGUUUGCACCAGGCCAUCUUCUCUUUUAAUAUGACCGGUAUUGGUAGACCACCUCAUCAAACUCUAUUCAACUUGGAAAAUGUGACAAAGCACUUUAAGGAGUCUGUGCCAAUAAGAGUCAGCCCAAUAAUAUCCCUGGACAAGACAAUGGAGCAGCUCAGUUCUUUGUCUAAAGACACCCUCCAACUUGAGCAGCACAUGGAGCAGGUGAUAGGUGAUGGAGAAGCACUGAACAAUGCCACCAUCAGAACUCUGAAUAAGACUCAAGAGUUAAUCGGCUUUAUUGACAAAAUGCAAACGACUAUUCAAGUAUUGGUGGAAGUGGUCGAAAGCCUAAAUGAGACGAGCAUUGAUACACAGCUCUCUGACAAUUUGCAAUUAAAUUAUGAGGAUGAUGUCUCCUUAAUGCUCAGUUCUAUGAGGUCGAAAUAUUUUGAUGAUCAAAGUCAAGAUGCUACCAAAACCCUCAAAGUAUCAGAAGGCUAUCUACACAGAGUUGAGAAAGAAUAUGAGAAGCCACACCAAGAUUUAACAAAGUUAAAAAAUAGUCUUGAAAAUGCCCUCGCACAACGUAACAACAAACUACUGGCAGCGGAGGAUUUGCUGUAUGUGGCAUCUGCAAACACCAACAACACCAACGAUCUGCUGGUCAUUAUACAAAGAAAUCUGGCUGAUUUGAGGACAAAAAAACACGACCUUCAGGAAAAUAAGAACCGUUCUGUGUUGUUGAUUGAGGAAGGUCUUGGGCUGGUGGAUGAUGCAGUUUUGCUUGCAGAGGACACCAUUAAUGCUACAUCUGUUUUGGAGACCCACCAAGAGGAGCUUCUUCUUUGGAAUUCUAAACUGAGACACCAUGUAGAUCGUCUGGUAAUGCAGAUGGCCAAAAGAGACGCACUUGACAUGGUCUAUAAGGCAGAAGAUUAUGCAGCAGAACUACACAAACUUUCUGCUUCUCUAAAUAGUUCUCUUUUAGAUAUAAGGAAUGCCUCUUUGAAUGCCACCAGUGCGAUCCACUCUCACACAGAUAUCAAAAAUAUGAUUGAGCAAUCAGAGGUUCUUGCAGAACAGUGUAACCACACAGUUACAGGAGUCCUGGCAAUGGUUUCAGGGGCAAAUGGAUCUUUACAAGUUGCACCAAAAAAUUCUAUGAAGUUCAGCACACAACUUCUUAAUGAGGCCAAAAAUUUAAGUCUUAGCACGGAAGGUCUUGUGUCUGAUUUGAACGAUCUGAAAACAAAAGCAGAUACAAUACAAAAACGCACUCAUGCAUUUACACGUCAAAUAAGUGAACAGCUGCUGGCUCUGAGAAAUUUACCAAAUGAUACCAGUGAGAAACUACAAGAUGCUAAAGAGCUUGCCUUGUCUGCCAAUGUCAGUGCAGCUGGCACUUUAAACCAUAUCACGAACUUCAACCAAAAGGUGUUAACUGCGUCCUCUGCGCUGUCCAAAGUCAAUGACACGCUGCGGAAAACCAACGAGCUUCUAGCGGACUCAUCCAAGACGGCGGUAACAGCGGAAAGCAGAAUUAAAGAAGUGGAAACACAGGCCAACAUUUUAUUGGAUAGACUGAAACCUUUGAAAUUGCUUGAGGAAAACCUAAGCAGAAAUCUAUCUGAAAUUAAAGAGCUUAUUAGCCAGGCCCGUAAACAGGCCGCAUCGAUUAAAGUGGCUGUUUCAGCCGACAGAGAUUGUGUACGCUCUUACCAUCCAGAGCUCUAUUCUACACAUUUCAGCACUCUAACUCUUAAUGUUAAGACCGGCGAGCCGGACAACCUGCUUUUCUACCUGGGCAGCAGCACGAAAGCUGACUUCAUGGCGGUAGAAAUGCUGAAAGGCAAGGUUUCCUUCCUUUGGGACCUGGGCGCAGGAUCUGUAAGGCUCGAAGAACCUGAUAUCCAGAUAAACAAUAACAAGUGGCAUAAAAUACACGCAACAAGGUUUGGUAAAUCAGGUUCAUUGACUGUGGAAGAAAUUGGCACUUCUCAGAAGCCCACAGCCAAAAUGUCAUCUUCACCUGGUACAUCAUCCAUACUCCACAUCGAUAACUCAACAUUGAUGUUUGUUGGGGGAAUAGGAGGACAAUUACAGAAAUCAACAGCAGUCAAGACCACAGAUUUUAAAGGUUGCAUGGGCGAGGCGUUCCUUAAUGGGCACUCCAUUGGUUUAUGGAACUAUGUUGAGAGAGAGGGCAAAUGUGGUGGAUGCUAUGGAAGCCCACGAGAAGAAGAAACUGCUUUCCAUUUUGACGGCAGUGGAUAUUCUAUUGUAGAGAAGACGCUUCGUUCCACUUCAUCUCAGAUAGUUAUCCAUUUCCGAACAUUCGCUCCAAAUGGCCUUCUUUUGUAUCUUGCUUCCAAUGGAACACGAGAUUAUUUAUCUAUGGAAAUGGUGGACGGUAAACUGAGAGUAUCUGUCGAAUUGGGAUCAGGACCUCUGAUACUGAUGACAGAUGGACGCUAUAAUGAUGGAGCAUGGCAUAAAGUAGCCUUCCAGCGCAACAGGAAGCAAGGUAUACUGGCUGUGAUGGAUUCCUACAACUCAACCCAGAGAGAAACCAAGCAAGGAGAAGCUCCAGGCGUUGCUUCAGACCUUAACCGGUCAGAUAAGGAUCCUAUUUAUAUUGGUGGACUUCCCAGAUCCAGGAGUGUUAGAAAACAGCUUAGCAGCAGGUCCUAUGUGGGCUGUAUAAAGAACUUGGAGAUUUCCCGCUCAAAUUUUGACUUGGUAAAAAAUGCCUAUGGUGUAAGAAAAGGCUGUAAACUGGAGCCAACUCGUAGCAUUACCGUUUUAAAAGAUGGCUACGUGGAAAUGCAGCCAGUAUCAUUGGCAGCAGAAUCAGAGCUAAUGGUAUCGUUCUCCACACUCAAUGAAUCUGGAAUUAUCGUGGCUGGAUUUGGCAAGGGAGCGGAAAAACUCAGUCACAGGCAAGCUCUCUUGCCAUUCUUUGCUAUAAUGCUGGUGAAUGGACAUAUUGAAUUCCAUAUCAACCCUGUGGAUGGUGCCAGCACAAGAAAGGUCAUCAUCAAAUCUCCUACUGGAACCUUUAGUGAUGGACAAGAACACUCUAUUAUUGUCAUCCGGAACAAGAGACUUGUGAAUGUACAAGUGGAUGAAGGAAAACCUUCCGAGGUGAAGAUGAACGGACCAUCUGUCGAUUCCAUCUCUAUAAAUGCUUCCAAUUUUUAUGUCGGUGGCGUCCCUGGUAAAAUGGGUACAGCCCCCCUCAAAACAAGCCAGUCUUUCUACGGAUGUAUACGCAAUCUGGUUGUAAAUAUGGAGCAGAUGGAUUUCACCAAUGUCCUGAAAUAUGAGGGGGUUCAUAUGGAUAGCUGCAUGCUGUCAGAGAAGCCUAAAUCCAUUGCCCAGCUGGAAGUGGAAGUUCUGCCGACUGCAACGCCUGCUCAGCCUGUCACAGAGAGAAAAUUAACUACCCCCAUACAGAAAUCAUUUGUAACUAAGCCAUUGCAGUGUGCACUGGAGAUGAAGCCGGACCAUGUGCCAGAUGCUCACCAGUUUGGCCUCACUCAGGGAAGCCACAUUGUACUGCCUUUUGACCAAUCAGCUGUCAGAAGAAAACUCUCUGUACAGAUAACUCUCAGGACAUAUGCCACCAGUGGUCUUAUUUACUAUAUGGCUCACCAGAACCAGAUGGAUUAUGCUGCACUUCAACUUCAUGAAGGGAAACUUUAUUUCUUAUUUGAUAUGGGAAAAGGACGGACUCAGGCUUUCCAUACGGCUGUUAUUAAUGAUGGAAAGUGGCACACAGUAAUAACAGAAUAUUAUAAAAGAAAAGGUACGAUUACUAUUGAUGGUCAGGAAUCAGCAUCAGUUAGUGCUCCAGGGGACAGCAAUACUUUGGAUGUGGAAGGGAAGCUUUAUCUUGGUGGGCUUCCACUAGACUAUACAGCGAAGAGCAUUGGGAAUAUCACACACAGUGUCCCAGCAUGCAUUGGCAAAGUUGCCAUUAAUAACAAACAACUGGAUAAGGAGAGCGCUAUCUCCAUACACGCAGUAAAUAAGUGCUACGCAUCCGUCCAAGAGGGAACUUACUUUGAUGGAACUGGAUUUGCUGCCCUUGUUAAAGAGGGGUACAAAGUCCGCUCAGACGUAAACGUGUCUCUCGAGUUCCGCACUACACAGAUGAACGGUGUUCUUCUUGGAAUUAGCAGCGCAAAAGUUGAUGCCAUUGGCCUGGAAAUCAUACAUGGCAAGGUUUUGUUCCAUGUUAAUAAUGGUGCCGGCAGAAUAACAGCAGUCUACAAGCCAGAGAGCCCCAGCUCUUUAUGUGAUGGCAAGUGGCAUAAGCUUCAGGCCAGUAAAAUUAAACAUCGCAUUGUCCUUACGGUGGAUGGAAAUGUUGUGAAUGCAGAGAGCCCACAUGUCCAGUCAACCUCUGCAGACACUAACAAUCCGAUUUAUGUUGGAGGCUAUCCGGCUGAUGUGAAGCAAAACUGCUUGACCAGCCAGACCUCAUUCCACGGAUGCAUACGCAACAUGAAACUGGUGAAGGGCACGCAGACCGAAGCCAGUGAUUUCAGCAAAGCCUUUGAAAUGCGCGGAGUCUUUCCUCAUUCCUGUCCUGGAACAGAACAAUAA